UUUAGUCUUCGAGCGCACAUAUUGUCGUAAGCUUGCCUACCCGGAAACAGACGUGCAAUUUGUCUGUUUCUCUUUCAUUUUCUUUGUUACAAUGAAACUGUGUAGUUCUUUGUGUGAUUAUUUAGUAACUGAGCAAGUGACAGUGCUUUGGAUUCUUUAAAUAUCUUGUUAUUACUAAAAGCAUGAGUAAGCGAAAGUUGAUUUGAAGGGUAGAUUAAAAGUCAUAAAAUUGUCGUGCGUCCAGUGUUCUCAGAAAAAUCCUUCGAUUCAGUUGAACAGAGAUCAUCCUCCAAUCACGCAAUUGCUCCCGUCAUUCACAUCAAUGCCCAAGAUUAAAAAGAGAAAAAGCGUUAAAAGGGAGAGAAAUAUCAGAAAGGAGGAUAUUGGUGUACCGUCUAAUUUUUGGCAUGUUGCUCAUGUCGGACGAGAUGCUCCAGAACAUUUUGACAUUGGCACAGUUGAUGACACUGGUCAGCGUCCAGGCCUGUCUUCAAGUAGUUCAGCAGAAUUUUUUCCCUCUAUUUCUCAAUUACAUGACCAAAGAAGAGAUUUGCUUUCCCCAAAGGAGAGUGCAACCAGUGAACACAAUGAUGUAAGUAUAAUAGUGACGUCAGGCCUUUCUUUUCUACAAAUAAAUUUGAAGAUGUAAAAAUGCAAGCAGUAAGUUAUAGUUUAAAAAGAAAACUUAUACAUCUCAUAUUUGAAAUUACUAACACACACAGAUCAUGACAG
Xenia sp. Carnegie-2017 is the source of this 732-nucleotide messenger RNA. RefSeq lists its product as uncharacterized. The coding region runs from base 323 to 649 and encodes 108 amino acids. The transcript has 5 exons. The record is from RefSeq and is a predicted model, not a curated record. Lineage: Eukaryota; Metazoa; Cnidaria; Anthozoa; Malacalcyonacea; Xeniidae.